AUGAUAACUACGCGAGUUCUCACCACUCUGCUGAGUGUUUGCACUACUCUCGCAGGUGCAUCACAGUCUUUUGCAGGCACAAACAACUACUUCGUUCAUGCCUUGCCCCAGGAUGUUCAGAAUCAAUACAUCGACAAACUGGCAUCAGAUGGCGUUCGAGUAAUGCGCCUUUGGGUGGCUGGCGCUUACAAUGGCUGCGUGAAGGGCAGCCAGACCUCCUACGUUCCAGACCUCGAGCCAAAUGUUAUCGGCACAUACGACACCACCGUCCUGACCAAAUUGGACUACACCCUGUCCCUCUUACACGCCAAAGGUAUCAAAGCCAUCAUCUCGCCUCAUGACUCUAACGUCAUUGGCGGCGCCAAUGGCUGCGACGUCUACUGCAAAAAAUACGGCAACCAAGGCACAUUCUACGGCUCUUCUACGGCUCGCCAACAAUACAAUGCUCGUCUCUCCACAAUCUUCAACGUCAAAUCCCCAAACUUCAGCAACAGGCCAUGGAGCCAGCUCUCUGGAGUGAUCAUGGCCUUCGAUAUCCAGAAUGAGCCCUUUAUUGACGCCGUUGAUAAGCUCAAGAACAACGACCCAGACGACUGGAUUUGCGGAACUGCGGGAUACAUGAAGCCCGUUAUCGGAGGUUCUGGCAUCAAAAUUGCCACUGGAGGUAUCGGCGGUUCGCAAUACUGCUGCGAUCACGAGUACAAUGUGCUCUCCAAGGCUCUGUACUGCGAUGCCAUUGACAUCAUCAGCGUACAUGGCUACAUGAGCAAGGCUUCGGACUGGGCUUACUUUAUCACUGGCGACAAGUCUAUCUUGAAGACUGUUGAGAGCACCGGCAAGACUCCCACGAAGCAUGUCAUGAUUGAGGAAUGGGGCGUGGCUUCGAGUUACCAGGAUGGUUUCGCUGCACAGGUGAAGGUCCUCGACGAUGCUGGAGUUCCUUGGAUGUACUGGCAGGUCGUUCCCGGUCUCGACCAGACCCAGUCUGGGUACUCACAGAACUGUGGUUAUGAUGGCUUUGAAAUUGGAUUGAACAGCGGCAAGGGCAAUGUUGCUAGUGCUGUCCAGGCUGCAAGGGCGAAGAGUGCUGCACAAGACUGGACUGGUUACGUGAACUGA
This is a messenger RNA of Fulvia fulva, 1119 nucleotides long. RefSeq lists its product as uncharacterized. The record is from RefSeq and is a predicted model, not a curated record. Bases 1 to 1119 code for a protein of 372 amino acids. Gene Ontology annotation, molecular function: hydrolase activity, hydrolyzing O-glycosyl compounds. The transcript is spliced from 3 exons. Lineage: Eukaryota; Fungi; Ascomycota; Dothideomycetes; Mycosphaerellales; Mycosphaerellaceae.